AUGAAGAGCAGCAAAGUACAGACGCAACUAUCAUUUAAGAAUCAUUCCGGUAAUACGGUAGCCUUUCAGAAGGAGCAGCAACAACUAAACGGAGCCAAAGCCAUUUCGGACUGCCACAAGUGCCUGCGGUCAGUAUUUCGGUUACAGGACUUUCGUGGAAACCAAUUUGCCAUCGUCAAGGCUGUCCUAGAAGGCCGCGAUGUGUUCGUUAUCAUGCCUACGGGAGGAGGCAAGUCCUUGUGUUAUCAGCUUCCGGCUGUUAUGAGUAAUGGCGUGACGAUUGUCGUGUCCCCUCUACUCGCAUUGAUUCAUGACCAAGCAAGUGCAUUGCAGCGCCUAGGCGUCAAAGCAGCUGCAUUGAAUUCGUCAAUUGGAAAGAAGGAACGCGCCUCUGUGAUGGCCGAUCUGGAAUUGAAGGUUCCUACCCUCAAGUUGCUCUAUGUUACUCCCGAGUUGCUGGCUACAAGUGAAUUCCGCAAACAUCUGACUGCUCUUCACAGUAGGGAUGCGUUGGCCAGAUUAGUAAUAGACGAAUGGGGCCACGACUUCAGAAAGGACUAUGCGAAGCUGGGCUAUUUCAGGAAUGAGUUUCCGAAACUCCCGAUCUUGGCUUUGACAGCCACGGCUACAGAAAGGGUCCGCCAAGACAUCAUAAAGACGCUGGGUCUCCCUGAUCCGCCUGAGCUAUGCUUCUUCAUCUCGUCAUUUAAUCGCGACAAUCUUUAUUACGAGGUCCGUUUCGACAACAACAAUCGGUAUGAGAAUUUUCUUGGUUUCUUAAGAGGUAUCUACAAGAGUCGCAGAAAACGUCUUCAGGCUGAGGCGUCGACCUCAUCAGGAUCUUCGACAUCCGCUUCGCCAACGGCAUCAACAGCACCACUGCCAUUGGACACUUCCUCCUUGAGAGUAUCCAGCGGAUUUAGGACAGCAAGCACGGCAGUAAAAGCAUCAUCAACAGCGCAAGAAAUAGAGACAGUUUGCGGUAUUAUUUACUGCGGUCAACGCAUGAUGUGUGAGGAUCUGGCAAAUCGGCUAGUAGGCGACGGGGUUAUGGCGGCGGCUUUCCACUCAGGAAUGACACCCAAGCAGCGAGCGAAUGUUCAGCGGCGAUGGUGCUCUCCUACAGGCACAGAGACCAAGAAGAAUGGCGAAAACGAUACAGAUGAAAAGCCGAUCGACGUUAUCGUAGCCACGAUUGCUUUCGGAAUGGGUAUUGACAAACCAAACGUACGCUUUGUUUGCCAUUGGGAACUCCCAAAAACGAUCGAAGGGUAUUAUCAGGAGAGUGGGCGCGCAGGAAGAGACGGAGAUAUAUCGCGAUGUAUCCUUUAUUAUUCGCGCGAAGACCGAGCAAAAAUUGAGUUUCUGCUGGAGGUUGAAAAGGAACGUCGUCGACUGAAGACCGAGAAAACGGCAUUAAGUACGCGAGACACCGGUUCCGUAGAUGUGAUCAAGAACUUUCAAAGGAUGGUUUCCUAUUGUGAGAAUGUGACCCAAUGCCGCCAUGUGUUUCUCUGCGAGUACUUUGGAGAGAAGGAUGUCGGAAAGAAGACAGUGUGCAAAGACGGUUCUCGGUGCGACAUCUGCCGGACGCCUGAAAAAGUUGCGAAGGAAAAGGCCGAAAAGUUGUCGGACAUCCAGGGUCAUGGUCGUCAAGCGCAGCACAUGGGAGGCAGCAAGACGUUCGUAGGCACUGAUGGAAUUAUUCAAGUACAGGGCGCCUGGCAGUCAGCCUCGGUCGCUCUCGGUCGAUACGACGCAGAUUUGGUCGGGGAUGAGGAUAAAGAUGAUGACGACGAAGCGUCAGGGAGUGGCGAUUCUAGCGAUGAAGCGGAAAACGGCAAUUCCAGUUUAGAGGAGCGCGAACAGGACUACGAUUCCGAGGCGGAAAGGAAGGCCAAGCGGAGAAAGCUAUUGUUCGGCAAAGCUGUCGAUCCAUCGUACUACAAAAGGCCGACUGCACCGUCUGCACCUACGAAAGAAGCCCUUGAGAUCACUAGCAUCAAUAAGUACGACCUUUCUCAUUCAGAAUCCACCAAAAUCGCACUCAGGUUUCGCGAACUGUGCUAUGAGACCGUCGAGCGGGCACUUUCAUCACUAUUCCAGGGAUCGCACAGAUCUCUAGCCGCGGACUACUUUACAAGACUUGCUGCUGACAGGACCUCAUCCUUGGGCAAAGCAGAACUGGACGCAAGGAUGACAGAGUUCGUUAAGAAGUUGGCGGUCGAGAUCGAGCGAGGAGGUUUCGAAGCCAGUGGGACGCAGAACAUUUACAAGUCCGUACUCGGAAAUCGUGUCCGCGACAUCAAAGGAUUCGAAGCCCAGGCCCGAAUGGCACUUGCGGCCCUUUCCGCCAGCACUGCUGCUACCUCAGCAAUAACCAGAGAGGCGUUGGAUCCUGCUCCGGUAACAUCAGCAGUACUGUCUGCCAAGCCAAUAAACCAGGCCUGGGCGACAGCCGCCAAGGUCUGGGAGAGUCUUCAGCAGCCCUGA
Molecule: messenger RNA, 2493 nt
Organism: Gamsiella multidivaricata
Lineage: Eukaryota; Fungi; Mortierellomycota; Mortierellomycetes; Mortierellales; Mortierellaceae
Product: P-loop containing nucleoside triphosphate hydrolase protein
Exons: 10
Coding region: 1-2493 (830 amino acids)
Biological process (GO): double-strand break repair via homologous recombination
Cellular component (GO): cytoplasm; chromosome
Molecular function (GO): 3'-5' DNA helicase activity; four-way junction helicase activity; nucleic acid binding
Source: RefSeq, a predicted model, not a curated record